Messenger RNA from Trichomonas vaginalis G3, 1811 nucleotides. Its product is annotated as phage tail repeat-like family. The transcript has a single exon. NCBI's taxonomy places the organism in Eukaryota, Parabasalia, Trichomonadida, Trichomonadidae. The record is from RefSeq and is a predicted model, not a curated record. The annotation marks the transcript as partial.
AUGUCGAAAGAAACAGCGUCUAUGAGAGAAAUACAACACAACCGACAACUCAUUUUGCAAGCUCUAAAUAAGAACACAACAAACUUUUCAAACUAUUCUAAGAUAUCUGAGUCAUUGAAAGAAGGAAACUUAAAACUGACGAUAAACCCAAUGACAGAUGAGUUUCUGUUUCAAGACAGUAAGAACCAUACUGUUUGUAUAAAUCCAACAAAAAGAACUUUAAACGAGAAACCUAUAGAUGAACUUCUUUUGAAAGCAGAUGUUGGCAACAAAGCUGACAAAGAGUAUGUCAUUGAAAAAGUUCAAGAAGAACAUGACAGAGCAGAUGCAACAUAUGCAACGAAAGCAGAUGUUGACAACAAAGCUGACAAAGAGUAUGUCAUUGAAAAAGUUCAAGAAGAACAUGACAGAGCAGAUGCAACAUAUGCAACAAAAGAACAUACUCAUCCUGAACUAGCGGACAAAACAUAUGUUGACAAUAAAAUGUCAAGUGAAGUGACAAGAGCUGACAAAGAAUAUUCUAAAAAGACUCAUACACAUACCAUUGCAAAUAUUACAAACUUACAAGAAACCUUAAACAGGAAAAGUGACGUUGGACAUACACAUACCAUUGCAAAUAUUACAAACUUACAAGAAACCUUAAACAGGAAAAGUGACGUUGGACAUACACAUACCAUUGCAAAUAUUACAAACUUACAAGAAACCUUAAACAGGAAAAGUGCCGUUGGACAUACACAUACCAUUGCAAAUAUUGCAAACUUACAAGAAACAUUAGAGACAAAAGCAGAUAAAACAUAUGUCAAUGAAAUAUACCAAAGUUUAGUUGGAACAACAAAAAAUAUUGAAACUAUUGUUGGUGACUUUUCUAUCUAUGAAGAAAACAAAUAUUUUAGAUGGGAGUUUGUACAGUCCUUAAGAAAUGGUAUACGGUGUAAACUCAUUCCGAAAAAUAACAAUGAAAUGUAUGUAAGCUAUAUAAAGAACGAUGGUACACAAGUUAAAGUUCCAUUAGACAACAACUGCUACUUAAACUUCUAUGGAGACGAACAAAAGAAAUAUUUAAGAGUUUAUGAAAUGACGGAUAUGACAUUGUCUAACGUAGCUCCAGCACCAUAUUAUUAUGACUAUGGUGUUGACGCACGUGUAGACCCAAAAAAGCAAACAUUAUAUUUAGAUUAUUAUAGAUAUAAAAGAUAUAAUGCAAUAGAAAAAACGAGAAUAGUAUACUAUUAUACAGAUGACAGAAAUAAAUAUUAUAGUCAAGACUUUACCUACCCUGAAAACAUAAGAUUAUAUUUUAAAAAAUAUUCUGACACAAACCAGAAGAAACCUGAAAUAGUUGCACUAUAUUUUAAGUUCAAAAGAGACAAUCCUAUAAUAUCUCAUAUGUUUGAUUUAAUGAACCCAGUAGGUUCUAUUUAUACAUCUAUGGAAGCAAGAGGUCCUCAAGCAAUGUUUGGUGUUGGUGCAUGGGAACAAAUAGUCGACAGGUUUUUGUAUUGUGCAAACUCUUCAAAGGAAACAGGUGGAAGUAAAACGAUUUCAGGUGAAAACCUACCUGCGCAUAGUCACUACGUAAGUUUAACUACAUCUCGAGAAGGUUGGCAUAAGCAUAGAUAUUGGGAUUGGACAGGAAUGACAAAAGGUAAAGGAUAUGAUGUUAAAGACGACGUUAAGUUUGCUAUAAAUUGUUACUGGGAUGACACUUGGGGAGAAGGAGACCAUACACAUCGCGUUUCAGGAUAUACGCAAACAACGGGACAAAGUAAAGACUACAUGCCACCUUACAUGACAGUUUACGCAUGGUAUAG